GAAGUCCCAAGACCCAACUCGAGAAGGAAGACCAAAAGUGUCGACGAAGAGAUUUUUGGUAGAAAUCGAAAAACGUUUUCCGAGACGCACAGGGAAAGAAGGGGAUAAGCAGAAUCAGAGAUGGCGACGAACAUUGGAAUGAUGGAUUCGGCUUAUUUCGUUGGCAGAUCUGAGAUUCUCGCAUGGAUCAACUCCACUCUCCAACUUAACCUAUCGAAAGUGGAAGAGGCUUGUUCCGGUGCGGUUCACUGCCAGCUGAUGGAUGCAGUGCAUCCGGGCAUGGUGCCGAUGCACAAGGUCAACUUCGACGCCAAGAGCGAGUACGAGAUGAUUCAGAACUACAAGGUCCUUCAAGAUGUGUUCAACAAACUCAAAAUCACUAAGCACAUUGAGGUGAGCAAACUUGUAAAAGGGAGGCCGCUCGACAAUUUGGAGUUCAUGCAGUGGAUGAAGCGGUACUGUGAUUCCGUCAACAAAGAAACUUCGCAGAAUUAUAAUCCGCUGGAGAGGAGAGAUACCUGCAAGGGGGGAAAAGAGGCAAGUAAGAAAUCUGCACCAUCUCAGUCUUCAUCAAAGGGUUCAACAGCUGGCUCCAAGGCUCAGUCAUCCCACAAUGCUAGAAGGAUUGACGCAUCUGUGAACUCUGCAAAUCAUUCGGUGAAGGGCUCUAAACCUUCCAUUGCGGUGUCCGCAUAUGAUGAACAGAUUACAGAGUUAAAGCUUUCAGUGGAUAGCCUAGAGAAGGAGAGGGACUUUUAUUUCUCAAAACUGAGAGAUAUUGAGAUCUUGUGCCAGAGUCCUGGAAUUGAAGGCUUGCCUAUAGUUCAAGCGGUAAAAAAGAUCCUUUAUGCUACUGGCGAUGAUGCAUCUGUGGUGGAAGAAGCUCAGGCCAUGCUGUCUCUUCAACAAAAGGGAGCAGAGCCCUUGAGUCCUAUUGCUGAGCUGUCUGAAGAAAGAACCUCCUCUGAAAAUCAAAAGAGAAAGAAUAUUUUAAACCUUGAUGUUGAUACUGCGGGCAUCUCAUCUUUGUCGCCUAGGCAAAGGCUUUCCGACGCAUCUGAUGUUCACUGCAGUGGGUCACCGCUUAUGACUUACUGAUGGCCACCUGAUUUUCGUGAACUUAUUGUUCAUUCCAUCUGCCCCAAUCCAACUCUCAAAUGUAAUCUCAUGUGGAAAUGUUAGGAACCCGGAUUAUCUUUACGCCUAGGAGUGCACAGUAUUUGCUCUCCAAUCUUUGUUAUUUUACCUACAAAAAAUAUGUUGUCUACUUAAAUGUAUUGAACGUAAUUUUCCUUUUGCUUAAGGAAUAAGGAUCUA
This is a messenger RNA of Tripterygium wilfordii, 1317 nucleotides long. Its product is annotated as microtubule-associated protein RP/EB family member 1C. Gene Ontology annotation, molecular function: microtubule plus-end binding. Bases 121 to 1098 code for a protein of 325 amino acids. Gene Ontology annotation, biological process: regulation of microtubule polymerization or depolymerization; thigmotropism; spindle assembly. Lineage: Eukaryota; Viridiplantae; Streptophyta; Magnoliopsida; Celastrales; Celastraceae. The record is from RefSeq and is a predicted model, not a curated record. Gene Ontology annotation, cellular component: microtubule organizing center; cytoplasmic microtubule; spindle midzone. The transcript is spliced from 6 exons.